Molecule: messenger RNA, 1225 nt
Organism: Magnolia sinica
Lineage: Eukaryota; Viridiplantae; Streptophyta; Magnoliopsida; Magnoliales; Magnoliaceae
Product: isopentenyl phosphate kinase
Exons: 12
Coding region: 31-1056 (341 amino acids)
Cellular component (GO): cytosol
Molecular function (GO): kinase activity
Source: RefSeq, a predicted model, not a curated record
UCGCUGCUCUCUUAAACGUCUAUACGCGGUAUGCAAGGAAUGGAGGACCCCGCGGCUGCCCUCAACACCACUCCUAUCCGUUGCAUCGUAAAACUCGGUGGUGCUGCAAUUACUUGCAAACACGAAAUAGAAAAGAUAAAUGAAGAAAAUCUACUAACAGUUUCUUCACAGCUGAGACAAGCAAUGAUGAAAACAAGCUCCUCAGAAAAGGUUCCUGGAAUGGAUUGGAGCAAGAGACCUGGAGUUUCAGAAAUUUCUACUGUAGGUGACUUUGGAGAUCAUCCAUUGUCAAGCUUGAGUAACUUUAUUAUUGUUCAUGGAGCAGGUUCUUUUGGGCACUUCCAGGCUAGUAGAUCUGGGGUCCACAAAGGAGGAUUGCACAUGCCCCUUGUAAAAGCUGGUUUUGUGGCUACACGUAUUUCUGUAACAUCCCUCAAUCUUGAAAUUGUGAGAGCACUUGCACGAGAAGGAAUCCCGUCAAUUGGAAUGUCGCCAUUUGCUUGUGGAUGGUCAACUUGUGAAAGAAAUAUAACUUCUGCUGAUAUAUCUCAGGUGGCCAAGGCUAUUGCCGCUGGGUUUGUGCCUGUUUUGCAUGGAGAUGCUGUACUUGAUGAUGUACAGGGGUGCACGAUCUUGAGUGGCGAUGUGAUUAUACGACACCUUGCACAGAUCUUAAGUCCCAAAUAUGUUGUCUUCCUUACGGAUGUCUUAGGAGUAUAUGAUCGUCCGCCAACAGACCCUGAUGCAGUGCUCCUAAGAGAGAUCGCUGUAGAUGAAGAUGGUAGCUGGUCCAUUGUGAAACCACUACAUCACACGAAUAAACCAGUGAAAAUCACAGUAGCAGACCAUGACACGACUGGUGGAAUGGUUACAAAAAUAUCGGAAGCUGCAAUGAUAGCAAAACUUGGAAUUGAUGUGUACAUUGUGAAGGCUGGUACAGCUCACUCUUUCAGAGUUCUAAAAGGGGAGAUCGGCAAUGACAUUCCUGAUGAUUGGCUUGGAACUGCCAUCAGAUUCUCGAAACAGGUCCAUACAACCUUUCCAAUGGAAAGAUAGGUAUGUAUGAUUCUCUAAUCGAUACACAAAACAAAGAUAUGCAACUGAUUCAACGUCAACUUCAACUUCAACUUCAUUCAAGUGAAUCUAAUGAGAAUUAUGAUUGGGAAAUGUAUUGGCACAAAACAAACCCAGAUGAAAAUAAGAUGCUUCUACACAUUUUACGACA